Tripterygium wilfordii is the source of this 2394-nucleotide messenger RNA. Its product is annotated as protein PSK SIMULATOR 1-like. Gene Ontology annotation, biological process: positive regulation of growth. Lineage: Eukaryota; Viridiplantae; Streptophyta; Magnoliopsida; Celastrales; Celastraceae. The transcript is spliced from 13 exons. The record is from RefSeq and is a predicted model, not a curated record. The coding region runs from base 211 to 2169 and encodes 652 amino acids.
GUUCUUCUCCCUUGUCUUUAUUUAUUUAUUAUUUUACGUGUUGGAUGGUGUGGAUUUUCUUCCAUUUGUCCCAUUCCUCUUCAAUUCUGGAAGAACAUAUUCGGCUUGUAAACGACUCUCCUCUCCAUCCUUCUCUUUGAUGGAUUUUGUGCAAUUCUACCAUUUGAGCCCUUCUUUCUCGCUUCCCUGCCUGUAGUGGUGUGAACCAGCAUGGGAGGGCUUUGUUCUAAGAGUUCUAGCAGAGGUAACGAGCAUCAGAAGGUGAGUGACAAAAGGAACGGCCAUGGUGAGACUUACAAGGCAGCUUCAGGUCGCCGGUCGGACGUGGAAAGCAAAUUGGCUCCGCCCUGGCAGGGAACGGAAAGCAUGGAGAAGCAACUGGAGGAGAGGGAGACGAAGCAAGUAAAUGAAACCCUUUCAUAUCCUGAGGUGGGCACGGCCCAGUAUGGUACUAAUACUGAAGAUUUCUACGAUGGUAUUCCUCGCUUUCAAAUCCUCAAGUCUCGAUCGGUAAGUUCUAAGCCGGCAGCAGUGGCUAAGGUUUCAGAGGUCAGUUCACGUUUAGGAAGGGCUGGUACUGUUGGACUUGGUAAAGCAGUGGAGGUUCUGGAUACACUGGGAAGUAGCAUGACAAAUUUAAACCCUAACAGUGGAUUUAUUUCUGGCGUGGCAACUAAAGGCAAUGAACUGGAAAUUUUAUCUUUUGAAGUAGCAAAUACAAUUGUCAAAGGUUCCAAUCUCAUGCAGUCUCUUUUAAGAAGAAGUAUAAGGAAUUUGAAAGAAGUGGUACUUCUUUCUGAAGGUGUGCAAAAUCUUGUAUCAAAAGAUAUGGAUGAACUUCUAAGGAUUGUUGAAGAUGACAAGAGGGAGGAGUUGAAAAUCUUUUCAGGAGAAGUAAUUCGUUUUGGAAACCGUUGUAAAGAUCCUCAGUGGCACAACUUAGACCGCUAUUUUGAGAAAGUUAGCAGAGAUCUUACUCCUCAGCGGCAAUUAAAAGACGAGGCAGAAUCUGUUAUAGAGCUUCUGAUGAAUUUGGUUCAGCAUACGGCUGAGCUAUACCAGGAGUUGCAAUUGUUGGACAGAAUUGAACAAAAUUAUCGUUUUAAGAGGCUGGAGAAUAGUUCACGUGCCAAUCAAAAAGGUGACAGCCUUGUAAUCAUAAGGACUGAACUAAAGAGACAAAAAAAGCAAGUAAAAGGUCUAAAGAAAAAAUCGCUUUGGUCCAGAAGUUUGGAAGAGGUGAUGGAGAAGCUUGCUGAUAUUGUACACUAUAUACUAUUGGAGAUACACAAUACCUUUGGCAGUGCUGAUAGUUCUACUACACCAGUUAAAGAAUCUGUGAGCUAUUGUCAAAGACUGGGACCUGCUGGCCUCGAUUUGCAUUAUGCAAAUAUAGUUAUGCAAAUUGACACUCUUGUAGCUCGUUCAAGUAAUAUGCCUUCAAAUACAAGAGAUGCGUUAUAUCAGAGCUUGCCCCCUAAUAUAAUAUCAGGUCUACGCUCCAGAAUACAAUCUUUUCACGUGAAAGAAGAGCUCACUGUUGAAGAGAUCAAAGACGAGAUGGAGAAGACUUUGCGGUGGCUUGUUCCUGUUUCCACCAACACAGCCAAAGCCCAUCAUGGAUUUGGCUGGGUCGGGGAGUGGGCGAACACAGGUACUGAGGUAAACAGGAAGCCUUCUGCUGGGCCAAAUCCAACGGAUGUAACUAGGAUUGAAACUCUUUACCACGCAGACAAGGAGAAAACCGAAGCUUAUAUUUUUGAACUAGUAUUAUGGCUUCACCAUCUUGCUAGCCGUUCCAAAGCUAAUGCCGGACCUGGUGCUGUCAAGUUGCCUCUCAAGUCUCCAGUACAGAUGUCCGUUUCGAAGUCAAAUCAGCAGCAGAAAGAGAAGUCUACAUAUGUACCAUCAGUAAGCUCCGAAGUACAACAAUUGUUGCUGGAUUCAAGUACGAGAAAAUGGACCGCACGGCCACGAAUUAGUAAGAGUGUGGACUUUGACACUGAAAAGAAAAAGUUGAGGAAGAGUGAUAGACUGAGCAAGAGCUGUGGCUGCUCCGUGGAGAGGGAAUUAGCCACUAUUCAAAGGCUUCCUUCCGCUGUUCCCAUCAUUCUUGAGGACAAGGAAAAAGCAUUGGAUGCCAUUGACAGAGUCAAUGUGCCCAGAUGAACUACAGACUCAACAUUCGCAUAAUCUAUAAUUCCAGUUGGGUUCAUCCUGGAAUCUUCUGUGUCUCUGUAGGUUGCAUAUAAACAUAUACAGUUUUGUAUAUCAGACCUUUGUAUAGGUGACAUGGCUUCCUUUUGUUAUAGUGAUUGUUGUCUUCAUCUAUUUCUGAAGGUGAUUUCUCAUUGUUAAUGGUAUUUAUAUGCAAUGGAGAAAAAAAGGAAGAAG